This is a messenger RNA of Saitoella complicata NRRL Y-17804, 4501 nucleotides long. RefSeq names its product putative DNA polymerase alpha catalytic subunit. The transcript has a single exon. Bases 58 to 4413 code for a protein of 1451 amino acids. Gene Ontology annotation, biological process: DNA replication; leading strand elongation; mitotic DNA replication initiation. The record is from RefSeq and is a predicted model, not a curated record. Gene Ontology annotation, molecular function: chromatin binding; DNA replication origin binding; pyrimidine nucleotide binding. Gene Ontology annotation, cellular component: alpha DNA polymerase:primase complex. Lineage: Eukaryota; Fungi; Ascomycota; Saitoellomycetes; Saitoellales; Saitoellaceae.
CACCUCCAUACUCCUCCCUCGACCCCCUCCUCCGUAUCCCUCAAUUAUAAGAUAAAGAUGGACCGCCCAUCACGAAGAAUAAACACAAAGAAGAAUCCUCGCGACAAGUUCGCCGAACUCCGCGCCCUCAAAGCGGCGGGAAAGACGCGUGCUGCAACCUACGAGGAUGAAGCCGAGGAGGAUAUCUACGAUGAACUCGAUGAGGAAGAGUACACUAAGCGUCAACGCGAGAUACUAGAUGAGGAUGACUUCAUUGUUGAUGAUAAUGGAGAGGGAUACGUCGAUUAUGGACAGGAUGAGUUUGAAAGGGAGAGGUACAGCGAUGAGGAGGACGAUCAGAGACCAAAGAAGACUGCGAAACAGAAGAAGGAGGAGGCGGCACAGAAGGAGAAGAAGAACGAGUCGAUUAACAAAUACCUUGCGAAAGUGACUGUACCAACGACAACCAACCAAACCGCAGUAGCGCCUACAGUCGAAGACGCAGAAUUCAUGGCAGGCAUCCUAGGUGACUUCGACGUGGAGGACGAUUCAACCGCAUACGCCUCCGCAUCUCGUCGAGCAAACAAGCGAGCAGCCGAAUCCUCCCCACUUGGCGCAGCCCGCAAGAAGCGUGCACCAUCCCCACCCCCACGCGCAGCCUCUCGCAAAAUGGACCCACCCAUGCCCUCCUCCCCACCCAGCAUCCAACUCAACGACGCCGACCACCCCAUGACCGACGACAACGACUACGACAUGGGCGAACCAAUUAUCCCGCCUUCGUCACCCACGCCUGCAGCGAAGAAGUUGGUCGUCGCGGAGGAUGAGGAGGAGGAUGAGGAUGAUUUCGUGGUCAAGCCGUUGACUGCGCAUCGUGGGCUACGGACGACAGGGGUUAAUGUUUCAGCUACGAGGUCUGUGCCAAGGAUGGCUGAGCAGCCGAAUAGGUUGAAGCCGAUUCAGACGCAUCCGAACGGAGCUAUUCCCACGUCGCCGGUUACUGCGGCUGUUGACGCAAGUGCGUGGAUGGAUGUCGAUGCGUCGCUGAACAUCACCUCGUCUCCGCAAUUCCCGUCAUCAGGCUCGAAAAUUAGUCCCGAGGAUGCGUGUGAGGAGAACGGUACCUUACGAUUCUUCUGGAUUGACUACAUCGAACUCGGUGGAUCGCUCUACCUUUUUGGAAAGGUUUUCAACAAGAAAACGCAGACGCACGUCUCGGCUUUCGUCCGUGUCGACGGGAUCCUUCGGAACCUGUACUUCCUUCCCCGUGAUACGAACCACAGAUCAGGAGAAGAGGUCGGGAUGGGACAAGUCUGGGAGGAGGUAUCUGGACUACUUUCCAAGGCUGGUAUUGUGGGUUUUAAGUCGAAGGUUUCGAAGCGGAAGUAUGCGUUCGAGGAGGGCGGUGUGCCCGCCGAGGGCGAUUACCUCAAGGUGUUGUACGAGUACUCGAAGGCGCAGCUUCCGCAGGAGUUGAAUGGUGACACGUUCUCCCGCGUCUUCGGUACCAAUACGCCCUUGUUUGAGCAAUUCGUGCUCUAUAGGCGUGUCAUGGGUCCCUGCUGGUUGGAAAUCAAGGAAGCGGAUUUCAAUGCGGUUACGAAUGCUUCGUGGUGUAAACUCGAACUCGCGGUUUCUGAUCCUGAGCUGAUCACGACUUUGCCUGAUGGUACGCUGGAGACUCCGCCUUUGACGGUCAUGUCUCUCGCGUUCAGGACCAUGAUGAACCACGCGGAGAACAAGCAGGAGAUCGUGGUUGCGAGUGCGAGGAUUUACGAGAAUGUCAAUAUGGAUGAUCCUACCCCUGCGGAGAAGUUGCCUUGUUCGACGUUCACGGUUGUCAGGCCUUUGAAGGGUGUCUUCCCCGCUGGAUUUGAGACCGAAGUUAGGAAGCAUCGUGGGCAGAUUAGGUGUGAGAAGACGGAGAGUGCGCUCCUGAAUUGCUUCGUUACUAAAAUCCAGGGCGUUGAUCCGGACGUGUAUAUUGGACACGGACUCGAGGGAGUUGAUUAUGGUGUGCUGUUGCACAGGAUGAGGGAGAAAAAGACGAUGAACUGGCAUAGGCUGGGAAGGAUGAGGAGGAGGGAAUGGCCCAAAAUCUUCAUGAACAGGGCUGCUGGAAACUCGUUUGAGGAGAAGAAGAUCGUUGCGGGGCGUUUGAUGUGCGAUUUGGCCAACGAUCUCGGCAAGUCGACAAUCAAGGGUACUUCGUGGUCGUUGACUGAAAUGGUCCAGACUCAGCUCGGGAAGAAGAGGGAGGAGAUGGAUAUUGAGAAGGCGCUUCAGCAGUGGACUGAUACCGCUCGUGGGUUGACGGAGUUUGUGAUGCAUUGCGAGGUUGACACGUAUUUCAUUGCGGCGAUUGCGCUGAAGACGCAGUUGUUGCCGUUGACGAAACAAUUGACGAAUCUUGCUGGUAAUUCGUGGGCGAGGACGUUGACGGGUACGCGUGCCGAGCGGAACGAGUACAUUCUUUUGCAUGAGUUCAAUAAGGCGAAGUACAUUUGCCCUGAUAAGCCGAUCUCGAAGAAGCCUAUUGCGGAACCGAAUCCGGAAGAUGAUGACGAUGAUGCGACGGCUGGUACGUCCAAGAAGAAGAACAAGUUUGCUGGUGGACGUGUCCUUGAUCCUAUCAAGGGUUUGUACGACAAAUUCGUCUUGGUCAUGGAUUUCAACUCGCUAUAUCCGUCUAUUAUCCAGGAGUACAAUAUCUGUUUCACGACGGUCGAUCGCUCAGAGAUCGAUGAGACCAACGAGGACGAGAAGAUGCCUGACUUGCCGGACGCCGAGACGCCGCAGGGUAUCCUGCCAAAGCUUCUUGCUAACCUCGUUGCGAGACGUAGGCAGGUGAAGAAUCUUAUGAAGGACAAGAAGGCCACGCCUGUGCAGCUCGCGCAGUGGGAUACCAAGCAGACUGCGUUGAAGUUGACGGCUAACUCUAUGUACGGUUGUCUUGGUUUCACCAAGUCUCGUUUCUACGCUCGUCCAUUGGCAGCUCUGGUUACCUAUAAGGGUCGUGAAGCUCUCACCAGUACGAAGGAGUUGGCCGAGAGCAUGGCGCUUCAGGUCAUCUAUGGUGAUACUGACUCCGUCAUGAUCAACACCAACAUUGACAACUACCAGGAGGCUCUCCGUAUCGGUAAUGAGUUCAAAGCUGCUGUCAACGGACGUUAUCGCUUGCUUGAGAUUGACAUCGACAAUGUCUUCCAAAGGUUGUUGUUGCACAUGAAGAAGAAGUAUGCUGCGUUGAACCUGAUCGAGGUUAAUGGCAAGCUCGAGUCCAAGAUGGAGGUUAAGGGUCUCGACAUGAAGCGUCGUGAGUUCUGUCAGCUGUCGAAGGAUGCGUCUCAGUACGUUCUCAACCAGAUCUUGUCGGGUGAGCAAACCGAGACCGUCAUCGAGAAGAUCCACGAGUACCUUCGCGAGCUCUCUGCCAAGAUGCGAAAUGGCGACUUCCCUGUCAACAAGUAUAUCAUCUACAACAAGCUCGGUAAGAACCCAGAGGAGUACCCGAACGCGAAGCACAUGGCCCAAGUUCAGGUUGCUCUCAAGAAGAAGGCAAAGGGUGAGGCUGUUCGUGUUGGAGACGUCAUUGCGUAUGUCAUCACCGGAGAAGAAGGUGCUACUCAGAACCCGGAGGAUGUCGCUGCUCGUGCAUACCCUCCGCAGGAUAUGAAGACAGGCUCGGAUCUGAAGAUCGACUUUGAGCAUUACCUUGUCAAGCAAAUAUUCCCCCCGUUGGAUCGUCUCUGUCAGCCUAUCGAGGGAACGGACUCUUCUCGUCUUGCAGAGUGUCUUGGUCUUGAUACCCGCAAGUACAACAUCGGUCAGAAAGCUAUGAUGGGAUCGGCGGAUAAGGACAUCCAGCCCCUUGAGACUCAGAUUGCUGAUGAAGAGCGUUUCAAAGAUGCGGCUAAGCUACUGAUCAAGUGUCAUGCUUGCAAGGAGUCCUUUGACUUCGAAGGUCUUGUCCAGUCCCAGGAGCGUGUGACCGCCAACGGCAUCCAAUGCCAGUGUGGUGUUCUUGUGUUGCCGCUUUCCCUCUCUGCCCAGCUCGACUGCCAGAUUCGUCAGCAGACUUCUAUGUACUACGAAGGCUGGCUCGUCUGUGAAGACACUGCCUGCGGUAACCGUACUCGUCAAAUGAGCGUGUAUGGAAAGCGAUGCCUGGCCUGCUUGUCCCGUGGAGCACGAGGUCAGAUGAGGUAUGAGUACUCUGAUAAGAUGAUGUACAACCAAAUGUUGUACUUCGACAGCUUGUUCGAUGUGGAUAAGGCGAGGGCAAAGGCGAAGGGUGAUGAUGCUGCAAUCGUCUUCGCUUUGGCUGAGCAGAACCGUGAGAGGUUUGACAAGCAGAGAGCCGUCAUUGCGAAAUACUUGGAGAGGUGUGGUAGGCGAUACGUGGAUCUAAACAGCAUCUUUAGCUUCAUGGGAUGAGCUGGUGCUGAGUAGUGGUCGGAGGAUCUUUUCACAGAAGCAGGGAUUUUGAAUACAACUUUGGCGUUAGGGAGUACAUUUUGGCAUU